UCGGUUACUAAACUAUAACCUAAAAUCUUUUGUUUAGUUAAAUAAUGCACGUGUGUUAAAAAAUGAUUAGUUUGGUAGUUAAUAUAACGGAAAAAAUAAAUUAAACACUCGUUUUUUUGAAGAUUAUUAGCGAGACCAAAAUAUAAAAAUUUUUAAAAUGCCUUCAAAUAACAAAGAAGUUCAAUCCCCAACGGAAAAUUCCCUUAUAGAAUGCGAAGAACAAGAUGGAAAAGUUAAAUUAAAAAAAGAAUUGGGGCUGUUGGAAGGGGUGGCCAUAGUUUUGGGGAUUAUGUUCGGAUCUGGUAUUUUCAUAUCUCCGAAAGGCGUAAUUCAAGAAGUAGAUUCCGUGGGGUUUUCUCUAGUGAUAUGGGUGUUAUGUGGACUAUUAUCAAUGAUUGGUGCCUUAUGCUAUGCCGAAUUGGGCACAGCUAUACCCAAAUCAGGGGGGGAUUAUGCAUAUAUUCAUGAGGCCUUUGGCCCCCUACCAUCAUUUUUAUACCUGUGGGCCGCCAAUCUAAUUUUUGUACCAACAACAAAUUCCAUUAUGGGCCUUACAUUUGCCAAAUAUGUGAUACAACCAUUUUUUCCCAACUGUGAUAUGCCUGAUGUUGGAGUUAGAUUAGUUGCUGCGGCAGUUAUAUGUUUUCUGUCGUUCAUAAACGGGUACAACGUGAAGGCGACGCUGAAACUCCAAAACGUGUUCAUGUUCUGCAAGAUAGGCGCCUUAGUGUCGAUAAUAAUGAUCGGGGUGGCGUGGAUGGGCAUGGGGAACGUGUCGCAUUUCGAGAACGCGUUCGCCAACUCGAACACGAACCCGGGAAAGAUCGCCAAGGCCUUCUACUCGGGCAUUUUCACGUACUCGGGCUGGAACUAUCUGAAUUUCAUGACGGAGGAGCUAAGAAACCCGUUCGUGAAUCUGCCCAGGGCCAUUUACAUUUCUUUGCCUCUGGUCACGGGGAUUUACGUGCUGGCCAAUACGGCUUAUUUGUCGGUUUUGACGGUCGAUGAGAUGAUUUCCACUGAUGCUAUUGCAGUUACUUUUGGUAAUGCCAUACUGGGAAAAUUUGCUUGGAUUCUGCCCAUCAUGGUGGCCAUAUCAGCUUUCGGGGGUUUAAGUGUGCACAUUAUGGCAUCAUCAAGGAUGCUGUAUGUGGGAGCCAGAAAUGGCCAUUUCCCGUCGUUCUUAUCCCACUUAAAUAUCAAGAAGAACACUCCUGUGCCUAGUCUGUUUUUUCUGAACGGUUUAUCGUUGCUGAUGCUGUGCACCAGCGAUAUCCACCUACUCAUAGAAUAUUGCACGAUAGUCGAAUCGGCAUUCGUGAUGUUGUCUGUGGCGGGCCUGCUCUACCUCAGAUACACGCAGCCGGACCUGCCUCGGCCCAUAAAAGUCAAUAUUUUCUUUCCCAUAGCUUUCGUGGCCAUCUGCCUGUUUUUGAUAGUGCUGCCGAUUUUGGACACCCCUUUGGCGCUGUGCGGAGGAGCCCUGUGCACCUUGUCGGGCAUACCGUUCUACUAUUUCGGGAUACACGUCAAGCAGAAGCCCAAGUGGUUCCAAAAUUUUAUGAGAUCCCUAACAGUAUUUUCCCAAAAAAUAUUUGCCUCAGCACAUGAAGAAAAAUGAGGUUUUUAGUUUUAUUAAUAGACCAAAAAUAAUAUUUGUAUGCUAAAUAUGAAAUAUCGUGGACAAUACUCGAAAAUAUUGUUUUAAUUGAUAAUUUUUAUCAAUUUUGUCAUUAUUUAAAUAUUUGCCCUUUAUACAAUUCAAUUUAUCAGUAUAAAACAGUUUUUCU
Molecule: messenger RNA, 1790 nt
Organism: Brassicogethes aeneus
Lineage: Eukaryota; Metazoa; Arthropoda; Insecta; Coleoptera; Nitidulidae
Source: the annotation of a GenBank genome assembly